AUGGCCGUUGGAAAGAACAAGCGCUUGUCGAAGGGCAAGAAGGGUAUCAAGAAGAGAACCGUUGACCCCUUCUCGCGGAAGGAUGAGUACUCUGUGAAGGCUCCCUCUACCUUCCAGAUCAGAGAUGUCGGAAAGACCCUCGUCAACCGUACCAGCGGUCUCAAGAACGCGAACGACUCCCUGAAGGGACGUAUCUUCGAAGUCUCUCUUGCCGACCUCCAGAACGACGAGGACCACGCCUUCCGCAAGGUCAAGCUCCGCGUCGAUGAAAUCCAGGGAAAGAACUGCUUGACCAACUUCCACGGCCUGGACUUCACCACCGACAAGCUGCGCUCCCUGGUGCGCAAGUGGCAGUCCCUCAUUGAGGCCAACGUCACCGUCAAGACGACCGACGACUACCUUCUCCGUCUUUUCGCCAUUGCUUUCACCAAGAGACGCCCCAACCAGAUCAAGAAGACGACCUAUGCCCGCUCUUCCCAGAUUCGCGCUAUCCGCAAGAAGAUGACCGAGAUCAUGCAGCGGGAGGCCGCCAGCUGCUCUCUUGCUCAGCUCACCACCAAGCUGAUCCCCGAGGUCAUUGGCCGUGAGAUCGAGAAGGCCACCCAGGGCAUCUACCCUCUCCAGAACGUCCACAUCCGCAAGGUCAAGCUCCUGAAGUCCCCCAAGUUCGACCUCGGCGCUCUCCUGAACCUUCACGGCGAGUCUACCACCGAUGACAAGGGCCACAAGGUUGAGCGGGAAUUCAAGGAGCAGGUCCUUGAGAGCGUUUAA
Messenger RNA from Aspergillus terreus NIH2624, 771 nucleotides. RefSeq names its product 40S ribosomal protein eS1 (gene rps1). The record is from RefSeq and is a predicted model, not a curated record. Gene Ontology annotation, molecular function: structural constituent of ribosome. Bases 1 to 771 code for a protein of 256 amino acids. Gene Ontology annotation, biological process: translation. Gene Ontology annotation, cellular component: cytosol; ribosome. NCBI's taxonomy places the organism in Eukaryota, Fungi, Ascomycota, Eurotiomycetes, Eurotiales, Aspergillaceae. The transcript has 5 exons.